Mesorhabditis belari is the source of this 969-nucleotide messenger RNA. NCBI's taxonomy places the organism in Eukaryota, Metazoa, Nematoda, Chromadorea, Rhabditida, Rhabditidae. The record is from the annotation of a GenBank genome assembly.
AUGGAAUUUGAAGUUGUGGAAGUGGAAGGAAUGGACAAUUCGGUGAUACAGGAGAACAUUCGCCAGCUCGACAUUCAAAAGAAGCAGCUAGAGAAAUCUUUAAGCAUUGAGGAGUUGCGCCAGCUAGCCACAAUUCGUAUCACUACGUUGGAAAACAUUAAGCUGGAAAACCCGUACAUCGUUUGCUCGAGUCCGAAAUGUGUUGGCUAUGAGACGAUCAACGGGACAGUGGCCCCGGUUUAUCGACAAGUUUGUCAUGAAGAGUAUCCAUCUGUACACCCGGAAAAUGAGGCCGAGCUAGCGUUGCAUGCCGCUUUCAAAACUGGAAACCUCUGCAAAAAGUGUGGUUGUGGCGCAGAAGCUCAUCAACGAAUUAUCUAUCAACAAAAACUUAAAGUGGUGCCGGUUGCCAACCCACAAAAAUUCCUUGAAAAUGAGACCAACGCGGAUAAAUUGAAGAAACGAUUGGUUGAGAAAGUAGACGCACUCAGACAUGCCUAUAGCAAAGAGCUGGAUUAUACGCUGUUUGGAAUGGCAGUAUUUUCUUUAUUUCUCACUAGAAAUGCAAUUACAACGAGUGCAAAGGCGAAUAUUUUCAAACAAAGGCUUGAAAAGUUGCUCAGUAUCGAGCUUGCGAAGGUGUCUCGGGCUGACAGGACCAGGUCAAUUUUACACGCUGACAGGACCAGGUACGAUCAACUGGUUGAACUGCUCCUUGUCUAUUUGAUGGUGUAUGAGAAACAACAGGAAAUGUUCCAACACACUACAAUUGAAGAGUUGCAAAACAUUCGACAAAAACUGUUCACCAUGAGCCAUUUCGGCUCAAAAAUUGGCAAGGUUUUCGCCAUAAACGUCGACGUUGAUCAUCAGAAUUUUGCUGCCGAAGUCGUUCCUUGCAAUAGAUCGAUAAAACAGUGGGCUUUUCUUGGCCGGAAGCAGGUUUUGAAAGCUUUUUGGAAUUAUCACUUU